This is a messenger RNA of Sardina pilchardus (European sardine), 2856 nucleotides long. RefSeq names its product nuclear envelope integral membrane protein 2 (gene nemp2). The coding region runs from base 319 to 1875 and encodes 518 amino acids. The record is from RefSeq and is a predicted model, not a curated record. The transcript is spliced from 9 exons. Gene Ontology annotation, cellular component: nuclear envelope. NCBI's taxonomy places the organism in Eukaryota, Metazoa, Chordata, Actinopteri, Clupeiformes, Clupeidae.
GCAGCAUACCUAAAUUGCUAGAAAGGACAUUUUGCUAUUGAAUGAAUUAUUUUUAGGGAAACUGAAUAAGCCUAUCACGUGGAUGGUAUUUGGUCGUUAUGAUGUCAAUUUAUCAGUCUCGUGCUUUAUAGUGUCUUUAUGGGCAAAGGAUUUAUGGCAGUUCCGAUCAAAUUUCGUCUAGUUAUGUCUUGCAAGUCAAUACCCACAGAUUUUGAAAGUAGUGUACUGUCAGCGGUGGAGUGAGCAACUCGUUAGCUGGCUAGUCAGUUAAGCUGUAAAUGUUAUCUUAAAAGUACACAUACGGAUACGGUCGUAAAUAUGAAACGUGUGGGGUCUUUAUUAGUUUUUGUAUUAUGGGCUUUCAUUUUCUGGCCGAACGUAGAAAGUAGGGAUGGAUACUCGUAUGCAGAUUGCACGUAUGUGAAAGAAAAUGAAGACACAAUCCAGUAUGGACGUCGAUGUUUUUGUUAUAACUCUGGUCGAGGGAUAAAAUGGAAAGACAUAUGGUCCACGUUUCAGGUCCGUGUUACAGACAACAAUAAUGAUGUCGAAGUUGUGUACCCAAUGGAGAAGAGGGAUUGUCGCGACCCCGACGACCUCCUCACUGCAGCCAAGUGCACCGUGGAGUACUACUGGCCGGCCUCCGUGGAGCACGGCAAGACCCUGGACAUACCGCUGGUGGAGGAGGACGUCUGCUUCAUGGUCAAGAGCCCUAGAGCCAGCACCGAGUACACACUCCACGUGUCUGGGAAAAGACUGAAUAAGAUGCGGUUUGCUCUCUUCAUCGGUGGAUUGCUCUUGUACUACUUGUCUGGAAGCAUUUGCAGGAGCUCUGUCUUCUAUUACACUACUGGAGUUACGUUUGGCAUCAUCUCCAUUCUGUUGUUGCUGCUUUUCGUCAUGAAAAACUUCAUUCCAAAAAGAGGUGUCUUCCUAGCGUUUUUUGGUGCUGGCACGGGUGUUUCUUACCUGGGCUUUCAGAAGGUGAUGGUGGCGUGGGAGGACAUCACGAAGGACUACUGGCGAGAGAUGCUGGGCUACCUGGCUGUGACAGGCUUCAUCAGCUUUGCGCUGUGCUACAAGCGCGGCCCCAUCACCUGCGAGCGAACUCUGAGCCUGAUGACCUGGUGCGUGCAGGGCGCCGCCCUGACCAUGCUGUGGGCGGGCAUCUCCUUCCCACCGGCGGCCUACACCCUGAUGGGGGCGCUCAUGGGCCUCAAGCUGCUGCCAGUGGUGGCUGCCAUUCUGUUCGGCAUCUGCGGGUUGAUUUGGAGACUCCUCUGCUCUUUCCUGGGCCUGUUCCGGCGCCGGCGCCGACCAGUGACCCGGUUCCUGACGGAGGAGGAGUACCGAGAACAAGGGGAGAUCCACACUCGUACCUCCCUAGAACAACUGAGGGAAUCCUGCAGAACCCCAGGGUUCCCCGCCUGGGACACGGUUCUCAAGCUCACCAAUCCACAGAGGUUUGCGGACUUCCUGCGCAGCGGUUCCCACGUGAACGCGUCAGAGCAGGAUAAGCACGAGCGGCACUACGGCGUGGGCGGAGCCUACUACGAGAACGUGUUCUUCAGCGGGAAUCGCGGCUGGGGCUCGCUCCAUGGCGACGGCGAUGGCCUGAACGGCGGCGGCGGCGGCGGUGGAGACGACUUCAGCGAGGACGAGUCGGAGCCGUACAUCCAGGCGCCCCCCAACCCCAUCCCCAUCCCCACCCCGAGCCCCACCCUGCCCCCCUCCCCCCUGUCCGUCUUCCCCGUAUACACACCCCCACCUCCACCCUCCCCCGCUCCAUUCUGCCCCUACCCCCCUGCCCCGGCCCCCGCCCUCUACCCCCCACUCCCCAUGGAGGUGGAGGAAGAGGAGGAAGACCUCUUCUGAGCUGUGCGAGGUGGUGCCAGUGGUGUGGACGCUGACUGGACCUCUCGGGGAUACCUCACUGCUGGCAACUGCCCGCCCAAAGCCAUGGCCAUUAGACUGUGUAGAUUAACUGGAAAAGGACCCUCGGAGUGCACUGACUCACUAACAGUGGACGGCCCCCUGCGCGUUUCAGGGAAGGCUGGAUAGAGAGGACUCUGUAAUCGCAGCGAUCUCUGUGAAUGUUGAAUGAUUAGCUGUUGUGUGUGUGUUUUUUGUUAUUUUUUUUAAAAUUUCUUUUCCCCAAAAAUAUGCGUAAUUUUCAUAUGCGGAAUUUUGAGCGAUUGUUUUUUUGGGGGGGGGGGGGUAGUUGUUUUGUUAUUUAGUUUUUCCUCUCUUCAUUUAAUUUUAAAACCAUGCCACCCACUCCAAACAUAUCCAAGCCUAACCGUGGCUGCAGGGCGGCGGUUUCUCGCCACAUCGCAAGAAAUUAGCGCGAUGACACUGAAACGAGUGUUUACUGCUCUCAGGUGGAUCGUAUCCAUCAUUAGCGCAGCUUCUCGUGUCGUCUCUCGUCUCCUACUCCAGGCGCCUGUGGCAAAGCAGACGAGUCCUCUGAUCGCAUAAUGAAGUGUGCAGCAGUGUGCCGGUGCUUAGAGUCCAGGAGGCUGCUGCCCUCUAGUGGCUGUCUGUGUAAUAGCCACUCUCAGGGACUGCCACAGUUGUAACUGGAUGUAUUUUAAACUGUUUUGUUAUGUCUGUGCCUCUCUUGGCAGUUCUUCUUCAUAGACCUGUGCCACACAUUGUAAAAAAAAGGUGUGUUUGUAAUAUUUUUUUAAUUUUAAUAUUACUUUUUUUUAAUAGUCCUUUCUCAUGUGAAAAAAUCUUUUAUAGCUGAUGUUUAUAUAAAGAACCACUUGAUAAAUCCACUUCUUAGUCAGCAGUCGGUUAUCUCACAGAAUAUUUCUUUUACUUUUUAAAUAAAUACAACCUUAUUUUAUUGUA